Fusarium sp. VM40 is the source of this 948-nucleotide messenger RNA. Lineage: Eukaryota; Fungi; Ascomycota; Sordariomycetes; Hypocreales; Nectriaceae. The record is from the annotation of a GenBank genome assembly.
AUGGAAUCUUUUGGCGAUAUCCUGUCAAAUCUCGAGCCAGAAGUGGAAGACGCUGAAGAAGAAACGUUCAUGCUCUACUCCCAGUCUAUCCCUUCUAUGAGUCUCGGCUUCGUUGAUGCUCAUGCCUCUUCGGUUGACGUCUCGGUUGGUGACCGGGACUACACUAUUUACCAGUCUCCCACUGUCCUUUCCUCUUCACGAUCGGGCGGCACAACUGGCGCCAUCAUAUGGAAGAUAGCUCCUAGCUUCGCCACGUGGCUCGCCUCUCCCUCUAACCCAAUCCUCACCACUUCUAUCCUUACAAGGGCCUCUGUCCUCGAGCUUGGCUGUGGUAUCUCCCCCCUGAGUGCCCUAGCCCUCGGUCCACGCGUAGCUCGAUACGUGCUGACCGAUCAGUCUUACGUCCAGCGCCUCGUCCAGCGUAAUCUCGACGAGAACGUUCCUCUGGCGUUUCGUUCGGGGACGUCUGCGUCAGUAACAGGUGGCCGAGGCAGGAAAAAGAAAAAUGCUCAUACUCAUGCUCAUGGUCAAGGUCAAGGCACAAAUCAAUCAAACAUCCGCUUUACAACGCUAGAUUGGGAGACGGACGAGGUAACGCCUUCUCUCACUGGCUCUGGCGAGGCUCGUAGCUUCGAUGCUGUCGUUGCUUGUGACUGUGUGUACAACUACGCUCUCGUGGAGCCCUUUGUUCAGGCAUGUGCGGACGCAUGUCGUCUACGACUCUCGGAUACUGAUCUUGCAGAUGAUGAUGAGAGACGGCCGUGUAUCUGUGUCAUUGGGCAACAACUUCGCAGUGACGAAGUCUUUGAGUCGUGGCUCAAAGCAUUCACAGCCUUGUUCUGCGUCUGGAGAGUUUCUGAUAAUGCAUUACCUGAAGAACUACGGCCUUCAGCAGGCUUUGUCGUGCAUGUUGGUAUCCUUCGAGAUGAGCUGAUAAGAAAUGAAUGA